Plodia interpunctella (Indianmeal moth) is the source of this 2616-nucleotide messenger RNA. RefSeq names its product nose resistant to fluoxetine protein 6-like. The record is from RefSeq and is a predicted model, not a curated record. Gene Ontology annotation, molecular function: acyltransferase activity, transferring groups other than amino-acyl groups. NCBI's taxonomy places the organism in Eukaryota, Metazoa, Arthropoda, Insecta, Lepidoptera, Pyralidae. The transcript is spliced from 13 exons. Bases 55 to 2154 code for a protein of 699 amino acids.
UCUGUGAUUCAAUCACUUCAUUGACAGCGUCACUCUCAGCACAAGUUGGGGAAAAUGGAGUUACAUAUAUUAUGCAUACUUUUGGCUAUACUGAGUGCUGUCGAUGCACGAUUAAAUCUAAAAAAGAAGAAUACUGUAUUUGAUCAAGCCCUUUACGAAGAGGUGUUGGAUCCUGAGCUAUGCCAUCAACAAGUCAUGUAUUUGAACAGUGAUACGGUUCUUAAGCUAAGAUUUAUCGACGCUGGAUUACGACUACCGAGAUCUGUACUAAUGGUUAACUUAGUAGACCUCGGCAACUACCAUCAAUGUCUUGGGAUCGACGAAGUCAGAGCAGAUCAUGAAAUAAAAGGAAAGUACUGCAUGGUGCGAAUACCGCUGAAUCAGGGUAUCGAUAUCGACAUUCCUGGCCUUUCAAAAGACAAUGUCGAUGAACUGCUGAAUAAAAGAAUCAAAGAGGCUCAGGAAUCACUUGAGUAUGAAAAUAUGGUACACGAUUUGAGAGGUGACUUUGAAAGGAUGGAUCUGGAAACUUUCUUGUCUCAGCUGUCACUCCGGCUGGCCGUGUGUAUCCCGAGGCCGUGCAGCGUGCAGCAAGCGAUGACGUCGGCGCUGUUCAACCUCUCCGCCGUGGGGUUCCAGUUCGAGGAGGACUUCUGUCGACUGCCUGGCGACAAGCCCUGGAGCCCAGCCGAUUACACUGCUAUCGUUUUGUUUUCUGUCAUCGGAUUGAUUACGGUAUUGAGCACGUGUUACGACUUGAAUCACUGUUUAAUCCUCAAACAAGAUCCAAAACAAGCUAACGUACUAUACAGGUCUUUCUCCGUUUACACCAAUGCAAAAAGACUGACUUCUUUUCCGUCCAAUUCCAUCCAAUGUUUAGACGGAAUAAGAACCUUGGCUAUGCUCUGGGUGAUCGUCGGACACACAUUUAUUACGGAAAAUUUUUUGAUCAAUCAAUUGGAGGCUGGAGAUUGGAUUGCUAGUGCCAAGUCACUCUGGAUUACGUUGGCUCCAUUUUCUGUGGAUACAUUCUAUUUCAUUACCGGUAUUCUGCUUGUCUAUACCACAGCUGGAAAACUCACAAGAGCUGGUCUGAUAAAGAACCUUCACCUCUUCUAUCUGAACCGACUCCUCCGGCUGUUUCCCCUUUUAGCUUUAACGGUGCUGCUCCAGGCCUCUCUUCUGAACCACAUGUUCGAUGGGCCGUACUGGAUCAAUGCCGGCAACCAGGUCCACAACUGCAGGCAGUAUUGGUGGACUACAUUAUUACAUAUUCAAAAUUAUGCGACACCUUCAUCAAUGUGUUUGCCCCACAGCUGGUACUUGGCGAUCGACAUCCAACUACACAUCAUCUCCCCGGUGGUCCUGUACUGGGUUCUCAACAAGAACAGGAAAGUUGCUUGGACUGUUCUCACCGUAACGUUGUGUAUUUUGUUUUCGACGACAACUUACUACAACGCUUACAAACAGUUCCCUGGCAACAAUGUUGUACUUAGCCGCACUGUAGAAGAUUACAUGCCAAACUAUUAUAUGAACACUUUCACAAGAGCGGCUCCAUUUUUCGUCGGAAUGAUAUUCGGAUACAUUCUCAACACGUGGAAAGGAAACGCACCUAAAAUUCACCCUGGACUAGUGGUACUGUUCUGGACCCUCACGUUCACCAUCUUCGGCCUGAUCUCGUACGCCAUACACGAGGUGGUUCAGCGUAAUUUCGACAACCUCGUGGUGGACGUCAUCAUGGCCACUUACAGCCGCUCGGCCUGGGCCGCGGCUUUGGGGUGGAUGAUUUUUGCGUGCGUCAAUGGUUAUGGAGGUCCGAUCAAUUGGUUCCUGAGCCUUGACAUGUGGAAGCUGCCAGCUCGACUGUCUUAUGCGAUGUUCUUGCUCCAUUAUCCGUUGCAGUAUACUAUCAACGCUAAAGCAUUAGCUCCAGUAUACUUCGAUGUUGCAGCAUUUACUUUCAAAUCAUUGGCGUACAUUACGCUGACUUUCAUCGUGUGCUUCUUCGCCUGUCUAUUGAUCGACGCUCCCUGCUCCGUGCUGUUCAAAAUGAUAUUGGGUGGUGGUGUAAAGAAAGAAAAGUCAACAGCCAAGGCAGACCCGCCGUCCGGCGAACUCGCAACAACAAGUCAUAAAAGUAAUGGCAUUAAGUAAUACUUAAGUUUUAUGUUAUGGUUAAUUUAUUCAGUAGUCGUUUAUAUGUAAUUAAUGGAAAUGAUUAACAAUAUUUGUGAGCUGGACUCAGAAUUAGUAUAACGUAAGUUAAGUCUUUGGCCUAUAGAAGUAAGUGGUAGGAAUACUCUAAAAAUCAUAAUAUGAGGUCACCAAAAUUUAGAGAUUCUUUAUUGGAUAUAGAACUUUAUCUCGACAUUUUAUUAGCCUUCUCAUACACACAAAUACAUUUAUCGAACUCAGCCCGGUGAUACCUAAUUCCAAAGAUGACAGUGCUCCAGCAAACAAAUAUAGCUACUUUCUUCAGCUAAUAUAUCAUUAGUACAUAUGGAGUAAAUGUAAUUUAGGAACGAUGUCCAUAUUACGAGUAUGUGGGAUUCAUUGAUCUAUGCCUAAGUCAUAAUUUAUUAUAUAUGAUAAAUAAAGAAUAUCACAAGAAUAUCA